Scylla paramamosain (green mud crab) is the source of this 1005-nucleotide messenger RNA. RefSeq names its product ribosomal protein S6 kinase 2 alpha-like. Lineage: Eukaryota; Metazoa; Arthropoda; Malacostraca; Decapoda; Portunidae. The transcript has a single exon. Gene Ontology annotation, biological process: protein phosphorylation. The record is from RefSeq and is a predicted model, not a curated record. Gene Ontology annotation, molecular function: protein serine/threonine kinase activity; ATP binding. Bases 1 to 1005 code for a protein of 334 amino acids.
AUGUACUUCGCAGUGCCCGCUUACCUCCAGCGCGAGGAACCCGCCACGAAGCGCAACAAGCGGCCCGCGUCGCCUGCCUCAAGCCGCACUGCCUGCCCCAAGAAGCAGAGACGCGAGCGCUCCUACCAGGAGUGGUUCAGUGAGGUGAAGGAGAAGUUCGGCGGUGGCGAGAACCAGCGCGGCUGCUCUAAGGACACGCGGGCCAAGCGGAAGCUGCAGCUGGUGGGCGUGCCCCUGCUCCGGCGGCGUCAGGUGCGGGAGAUGAUCGGUCCCGUGCAACGGCCUCUGGCCGAGGGAAGCUACGGCUCUUGUUUCAAGACCGUGAGCCCGCGCACGCAGGAAGAACUGGUCAUCAAGACCUUUAGCCGAGACAAGCUGCCGGAGCUCGUAGAGGAGGCCACCAGCCUCAGCAAGCUGCAGCUUCCCGGCGUGCAGCGUCUGGUGGGAGUCUGCGUUGAAACCCGCCAGCUGAUUACUCCCUUCGCCGGCGUGACGCUCAAGGACUACAUGCUGCGCAAGGCGCCCUCGUUUGCUGACGCCGUCAGCGUGCACCUGCAGAUGUGCCGCACAUUGCAGCGAAUGCACCGGCAGGGCUACACGCACAAUGACAUCAAGGCGGACAACGUGUGCGUGUCCACCCAGAGCGGCGAGCCUGUGGCCACCAUGAUCGACGUGGGCCUGGCGAGGCCUGUGGGCACAAAGGGACUCUUCAGCCAGGCGAUCCCAGACACGGACAAGUUCCCCUGGAUCGCGCCAGAGAUCCUGAAGAAAACCCACCGCUGCUGCGAGGCGAGCGACGCCUUCGGCCUGGCCUACCUACUGCAGGGACUAGGCCUCCUGUCGUGCCCCAGCAGCUGCCGCCGCGCCAGGUCCGUCCUUCUCAAGUGGGUGGUGCAGGCUCGCCGCCGCGACCCCGCCGAGCGGCCCCCUCUGGUGGCGGUGAUCCAGAUGCUGCGUGCACUGCACCGCGAGGCCGCCGCCACGCGCCCUGCCGGCAGCCGCUGA